AUGCAAGAUGAGAAUCGCCGCAGGGAUCUCGAUUUCUUUCAGAUUUACAGCGGGGAUGGCCAAGAUCGUGUGCUUUCUGAGUACCAGAAGGCAGGGCUGAAGGCCGUGGGCAUGGUUGAGGAGAUGGAAGCACACAUGUGCCAACUGGCCCACAACAUCGGAGCCUGGACUGUGACGACCCAGAGCCGAAACUCCGAGAAUCGCCUCUUUCAGUCCGCUACGAUGAUGGCAACCAUGCAUGCGAUCGGCAUGGAGAAGGAGUUCUUCAUGAUGGGAGCUUUCGGACAUCGACAUGUGCACCCCACCGUGCUAUGCGGCACGAACAUCUGGCUCCUUCGCUCGCUGUCCGCUCUCGGCAAGAACAUGGACUUGAAAAACGUGUUCCAGAACCGGGCAACGACCGUUCGCGGCAGCGGGAACCGUGGCGAGCCAUGCGGCGACUACACGAUGACCUUUGCACGAGUUGCGAGCCUUUCGAGUCGGCAAGUGUGGUUUCCCGGAACAGAAGUUCGGGAUGAUUGCGAGCUUGUGCUUCGCAACCUCGUGGUCAUUUUGCUGGGCGCUGAAUCCCGGCAGACAUCAGACUGUUGA
Molecule: messenger RNA, 591 nt
Organism: Symbiodinium necroappetens
Lineage: Eukaryota; Dinophyceae; Suessiales; Symbiodiniaceae
Source: the annotation of a GenBank genome assembly